Molecule: messenger RNA, 474 nt
Organism: Arabidopsis thaliana (thale cress)
Lineage: Eukaryota; Viridiplantae; Streptophyta; Magnoliopsida; Brassicales; Brassicaceae
Product: MADS-box family protein
Exons: 2
Coding region: 1-474 (157 amino acids)
Source: RefSeq, marked reviewed
AUGACUAUGCGAUCAUCUUUACCUUCUUCCUCUUCUUCUUAUUCACUCGCUUCUACAAGUUUGAGCAAUAGACUUGAGACGCAAGAAAAGCGUUACUCUUCAUGGGUUCAGAACAAGAAGAAGAAGAAGAAGAACAAGGGUUUGAAGAAUCCGAACAAGAAGAGGAAGACGAGUCUUAAGAAGAACAAGGGUUUGAAGAAUCCGAAGAGGAAGACGAGUCUUAACAAUGUUUUAAAGUAUCCACUCGCUGAUCAUUACUCUCCUGACCAAAUUUCACAACUAAUUCAGUCCUUAGAACCUCAUGUCUCUAAAACCCAAUCUUUGAACCCUAGCCAGUUCUCGUUGUUUAUGUACAACCAUGGAGAUAAUACUCUCUCUCAGAUCCCAGUGACUGCAUCAAAUUUCAAUCAGGAUUUCUCCGCGUUACUACAAGAAUCUGGCUUGAUGAAGCAGGAGCUUUAUGGUUAUGAUUAG